AUGGGAGGUGGAAACAAGCAGUGCGGCAACGACACCAACAGCAGAGGCCUUGGGGGCUACUACCCAAGCGCCUACUCGUCUCCGCCCAUCGCGUACCCUGCAUACCCCCCUCCACAAGCCGGGCAUGGAUGCCCUCCUGCCUAUUACCCUCCACAGCCACAGGGAUAUGGGCAUGGCUAUCCAUCAGCAGGAGCAUACGGGUGUCCACCCUCCAGCUAUCCCCACCAUCAAGGUGGCUAUCACGGUCACGGAGGAUCUUUGCUUGUUGCCGGUGGUGCGGCGGCGGCGGCGGCCUAUGGCGCGCAUCACUUGAGCCAUGGCCAUCACGGCCACGGCGGAUACUACCACCGUCCUGCGGGUUACCAUCAUCACUACGGCGGCAAGUUCAAGAAGCAUGGACGCUACGGCUAUGGGUAUGGCGGCAAGUUCAAGCAUGGCAAGCGCAUGCGUCUCUUUGGAGGGAAGCAUGGCCUCUUUGGUGGAAAACACAAGUGGAAGUAG
Triticum turgidum subsp. durum (durum wheat) is the source of this 501-nucleotide messenger RNA. NCBI's taxonomy places the organism in Eukaryota, Viridiplantae, Streptophyta, Magnoliopsida, Poales, Poaceae. The record is from the annotation of a GenBank genome assembly.